Megalops cyprinoides (Indo-Pacific tarpon) is the source of this 2494-nucleotide messenger RNA. RefSeq names its product WW domain-binding protein 1-like. The transcript is spliced from 4 exons. NCBI's taxonomy places the organism in Eukaryota, Metazoa, Chordata, Actinopteri, Elopiformes, Megalopidae. The record is from RefSeq and is a predicted model, not a curated record. Bases 127 to 1023 code for a protein of 298 amino acids.
UGUAGUCAUAGCGUUAGCAGACAGGCUAACGUUAGCUAUCUAACUUUUGGACAGGAAAACAUGUAGAUAAUUAGCUAGCUAUGUAGCAGUGAGAAUAAAAUUGAUAUUUUUAUUUCAGUUAUCUAUAUGACAUUGAUAGUGUCAUCGGCCAAAAAAAUUAGAAAUAUGCUACAGAAAGCGCUGCGAUCCAUUUUCUGCCUGCUUUACACUGGGACUUGGCUGGUACAGGGGAAGGAGUUCUGCUUUGGGGUAAACAAUGAGCAGUACCGCUGUGAGAUGGGGUACUGUUGCGGAGAGACAGAGUGCUGCACUUACUACUAUGAGCUAUGGUGGUUCUGGCUGGUGUGGACCCUCAUCAUCAUGCUGAGCUGCUGCUGCGCGUAUCGCCACCGGCGUGUCAAGAUGCGUCUGCAGCAGGAGCAGCGGCAGCGAGAGAUCAGUCUGAUGGCCUAUCAGGGCGCCUCCAGCUCCUUCAUCUCACCUCCACCCCUCAAUCUACGGUUCUGGACAGACUGCAAGCUUCCGGACUAUGAAGAGGUUGCUGGCCACCCCCCAACUCCACCUCCCCCUUAUUCCGAGGCUGAAAACCCUCCCACCGUUCCUGCUGCCCUACCUGUGGCUGCUGUGGUGCUAGAGCCCCCUGUGGAGGAGGAGGAGCCUGGGGGAGAGCGGGCCACAGAUUCGCUGGAGGCGGCAGGGGAUGUGGCUGGCCCCAGCCAAUCAGGGCGAGGGGAGGGGCAGUCUGGAGUGCCUUUGGGGGUGGAGAGUGAGAGCCUGGAGGAGUCAGGUACCCGGCGGAGGCAUGUUACAGGUGAUUCUGGUAUCGAGGUGUGCGUGUGCAGACUGGAUAUGGACGAAGAGGACAUGAAGGGGGAAGAGGAUGUGGAGGAACAGGUGGAAGAUGGAAAUCUGCGCCAGGGUGCCGGCGGCAACUGCUGCUCUGAGUGCCAUAGCAGCCAGCACAAGGAGUGGUCCUCAGAGCACCAGCCUUCCAGCAGUAGCCAUGCAGGUGGCCUGGCGUGAAAAACGCUGCUUGUGGCUUUAGCGUUGAUGCUUGGGGUAGGGCAAACAAAGGGGGCUUCUGUCAUUGUCAUCAUUAUUAUUACAGUUUGAAGAUAAGCUGCACAGCCAGUCACAUACAGGGCUGUGUCUCUUCAAGUACUCCUUCAUUAUGAUAAUACUAAUUAUGAGGAUGACGGAAGUGAGUACUGUUGCUCAUAUAUUCUUUCUAACAUAGGUUUUUGUGUGUUUAUCCUGGGACUCGGUAGUUUAAGUCCCAUGGAUGGUCACCUUGGUCAUGUCUUGUGUGGACUGGAGUAGGCAGUUGUACUCUUCUGGUUACAGAAAGGAGAGAGGGGAUGACUUAGUGAGGGAUUCACCAGGGAGGUGAGAGAACUAGAUUACAUCACUCUGCAAACUCUCUUGAGCCAGAUUGUCCUGAUCAGACUGUCAUGAGACUGAACUCAUUGCCCAUCCAGCCACUCUUUUUGGCAAUGCUGUUCACCUCCUGCCUGUCUUACAGAGAACAGUCUGCCUGUAGUAACCAAAACACAAGGAUAAUCUUGACAUAAAAAAAUGAGGAAAGGAUUUUUGUUUUGCUAUUUCUGGAACUCUCCCUUUAGCAGGGACUGGAGCGGGCUGAGUAGGGUGUUGUUUUUACUUUUUUUUUUGUGAAGGCGUGAAAACUAGGGCACAGCUGUGAGCAGACGUCAGCAGAGGAGGCCUGGUUUCCUGUGCUGCAUGGUUUCGUUUUAAAAAACGGCAAGAGGAAGCAGAUAAAAAUGCACGAGUACGUGAGGAACGUGGAAUUGGCUGGGGACUCGGCACAGACUGUGCCCGUGGAGUCACCUGUUCCCCCCUGAGUGCAGACUUGGGGGAAAAGCCAGUGCCCGCUCCUGCUCCUGCUCCAGCUACAGACUUGUGUCUGAAAACAAGGCCCUGCAUGUACACCCCAGCAUUGUGCUGGCUGUGUAUACCAAAGCCUGCAAGGCCUGUGCUGCAGCACACUGGGCACGGGCUGGCUGUCUCUCAUGUGACGCUGUCGUGGUUGUUGUACAGAUUGAGAUGGAGCCAGUCAAGGUUAGGAUUAGGAUUCAGGUGUGUAAUGCAAGACUAUCAUAAUUAUCAUUACUGCUAUUGUUAUUAUCUAAUUCUUUUGGUAAGUGUAAUAAAGUUGAUCUAAGUUCACUAGCGUGAACUCAUAUUAUGGUUGGCAAGAGGUUUUCUGCAUCAUGAGGCAUCACUGCUUUGUUAUUAUUACUCCUUGUUUUUUAUUACUUCCCAGAGCUUGACUGAUAUACAUUUAAUGUACAUUUUGGGUAACUAAGCCCCUCUCUUGAAGUUGUGGCUUGCUUUUAUUGGUUUUAACAAGGAGGAGUUUAGUUGAGUUUUGGUUCUGAUAUUUUCUUUGAAUGGUUUUCCCCAAGUGCCUGGGAUUGAUGCACUCAGUUUGACCGUACAUACAGUGUAAUAGUGCUCACAGUGGAACCACUCA